AUGGCGACCACCAUCAUCAAUCCCCCGCGGGACCCCAACACUUUGGCCAAUUACAACAACUGGCGAACAGUGCACACCUCGACGGCACUCGACAUCUUGUUUGAUCAGCAGAAACUUCAGGGCAGCGUGACACACAGCCUUGAAUCCAUCACCGACGGAGAAAGUGACGAGAUCCUCCUCGACUCCAGCCACAUCCAGAUCCACAGCGUCAAGGCCGACGGCAAGCAGGUGAAAUGGGAGCUGAUGGACCGGCUGGAGCCGUACGGUAGUCCGCUGAAAAUCAAACUGGGCCGGACGGUCAAGUUGAACGAGAAGGUCGAGGUUCACAUCGAUCUCGAGACGACUGCUUUGUGUACCGCUCUGCAAUGGCUGACGCCGGCACAAACGUCCAACAAGAAACAUCCCUACAUGUUCUCGCAAUGCCAGGCCAUCCAUGCGCGCUCCAUUUUCCCCUGUCAAGAUACUCCUGACGUCAAAGCGACAUACGAUUUCACCAUCAAAUCUCCCUUGCCGGUCAUUGCGUCGGGCAUUGGUGCUGGAGAGAAUCCCACCGCUCCCUCGCCGGACGGUAGCUCUCAGAUUUAUAAGUUUCACCAAGGCGUGCCGAUUCCGUCGUACCUCUUCGCCCUAGCCAGUGGGGAUAUUGCAACGGCCAAGAUCGGCCCGCGAAGUGUGGUGGCCACAGGUCCGGAUGAGCUGCGCGCCUGCCAAUGGGAACUGGAGGCAGAUACGGAGAGAUAUCUGCAAGCCGCCGAGUCGUUGAUCUUUCCGUACGCCUGGGGCCAGUACAACGUGCUGGUCCUGCCGCCCUCAUUCCCUUACGGAGGCAUGGAGAAUCCCAUCUUCACCUUUGCCACGCCGACCGUCAUCUCCGGAGACAGACAGAACGUGGAUGUGAUUGCGCAUGAGUUGUCGCAUUCAUGGUCGGGCAAUCUGGUGUCGAACGCAUCUUGGGAGCACUUCUGGCUCAAUGAGGGCUGGACAACCUAUCUCGAACGACGGAUCCAGGCCGCCGUCCACGGCGGUGACCAGUGGCGUGACUUCAGCGCCAUCAUCGGAUGGAAAGCGCUGAGCGACUCGAUCGAGCAGUUCGGCGAACAGCACGAGUUCACCAAGCUGGUCAUCGACCUGAAGGGCAAGGAUCCGGACGACGCGUUCUCGAGCAUCCCGUACGAAAAGGGGUUCAACUUCCUCUAUUACAUUGAAAAGCUCAUCACCAAGCCCCAAUUCGACAAAUUUAUUCCGCACUACUUCGAGACGUGGCGAGGCAAGUCACUCGACAGCUACGAUUUCAAGACGACGCUGCUGGAUUUUUUCAAGGACGACGCAGAGGUGUCGGCCAAGCUGGCCGAGAUUGAUUGGGACGUUUGGUUCUACAAACCUGGGUUCCCGCCCCGGCCCAACUUCGACACCAGCCUGGUCGACGUCGCGUACCGACUCGCCGACCGGUGGGAGAAACUGACCAGUGCAAACGGCAAGGAGGUCGGUUGGGUUUCGGACUUUAGUCCAUCCCGGUCAGAUAUUGCCGGCUGGUCGGCUAACCAGGUCGUGGUGUUCCUCGAGCGCGUAUUGGCGUUUGACAAGCCCUUGCCGGCCGAGCACGCGAGUCGGAUGGGCGACGUCUAUGAUCUCAAGGAUACGCACAACGUCGAGGUCUCGAGUCGGUAUUACCAGAUCGCCAUGCGUAGUGGUGCCUCGGGCGUCAAGACCUUGGUGGCCAAGCUGCUGGGCGAGGUUGGACGCAUGAAGUUCGUUCGUCCGUUGUACCGUGGCCUCAUGAAGCUCGAUUACGAGUUGGCGGUGCAGACGUUUGAGAAGAAUAAGGAUUUCUAUCAUCCGAUCUGUCGGGGCUUGGUGGCUAAGGACUUGUUUGGGAGUAAAGAGGAGAGUAAGAAGGAAUAG
Capronia coronata CBS 617.96 is the source of this 1902-nucleotide messenger RNA. RefSeq names its product leukotriene A-4 hydrolase. NCBI's taxonomy places the organism in Eukaryota, Fungi, Ascomycota, Eurotiomycetes, Chaetothyriales, Herpotrichiellaceae. Bases 1 to 1902 code for a protein of 633 amino acids. Gene Ontology annotation, biological process: proteolysis. Gene Ontology annotation, molecular function: epoxide hydrolase activity; aminopeptidase activity; zinc ion binding. Gene Ontology annotation, cellular component: cytosol. The record is from RefSeq and is a predicted model, not a curated record. The transcript has a single exon.